This is a messenger RNA of Cornus florida, 1179 nucleotides long. RefSeq names its product ethylene-responsive transcription factor 5-like. The record is from RefSeq and is a predicted model, not a curated record. The transcript has a single exon. Lineage: Eukaryota; Viridiplantae; Streptophyta; Magnoliopsida; Cornales; Cornaceae. Gene Ontology annotation, biological process: regulation of DNA-templated transcription; ethylene-activated signaling pathway. Bases 240 to 1055 code for a protein of 271 amino acids. Gene Ontology annotation, molecular function: DNA-binding transcription factor activity; DNA binding.
CCACCCUCCGAACUUGCUAUUUUGGGGAAGACACAAUCCUCUCUCUUUCCCCUUCUCUCUCUAUAUAUUCAUUUCCACUCAUUCUUCCACUCUCACACCUCUCCCACUUCAAACUUUCUCUCUCUAGAUUUCUUCAUCUGUUUUCUCUCUCUAUACUCCAUUUCUAAACAAUAUAGCUUCAGCUUGCUUACUCUCUACUGUUUCUCUCUCUACAUUUGACAUCGGAGAGAACUUUGACGAUGGGGACUCACCAAGAAAUCUCAGCUCUCGAAUACAUCAGACAACACCUCCUCGGCGAAUUAUCUCCUGUAGUCGAGAGUUCGAGCUUCGAAGAAGUUAAUUCCAGUAAUCUAUUCGAAUUUAUCCCCAAUUCCACCACUUCCGACCAAAUUCAAAAUGAUUUCUUUGAAUUCGAAUCAAAACCUCAAAUAAUCGACCUCACGAGCCCAAAGUCGUUGAAUUUGGACUGUCGAUCGAAUUCUGAGCGGAGAUUCAACGACCGCAGGCCUUCGUUGAAGAUCGAUGUGGCUCCGGUGAAGAAACUUGAAGUUUUGGAAUUAGCCGAGUCGACUCAGCCAUCGACGCUACCUUUGGAUACAGAGGAGGAGAGAGUACACUACAGAGGGGUCCGGCGAAGGCCGUGGGGCAAGUACGCGGCCGAGAUCCGAGAUCCGAACAAGCGCGGGUCUAGGGUUUGGCUCGGCACAUUUGACACCGCCAUUGAAGCCGCCAAAGCGUACGACAGAGCUGCAUUCAAGCUGCGUGGAAGCAAAUCUAUUCUCAACUUUCCACUAGAGGUCGGAGGGAAGUCGUAUGACACAGUCGCCGCCGUGAACGGCGGCCGGAAAAAAAAGAGAGACGUGGAGGCAGAGGCGGAGCAAAAGCCGUUGAAGAAGGAACGGUUACCGGAAUCUGACAAUCUUCAUCCGUUAACGCCGUCUUCUAUUUGGACGGUCUUCUGGGAUGAAAAUGUCAACGGUAGCCUUACCGUCCCUCUCUUAUGGCCGUUAUCUCCCCACCCGCCGUUUGGUUAUCCUCAGCUUAUGGUCAUAUGAACAUCUUAAAUAUGGAGUGUAUAGGCCAUAAGAUACUGGUUUUAAAAAAAAUGGAGAUAUUAUAUGUUGAUUCAAUUUAUUUAUUUAUUUAUCAUAUACGUACUAUUAAACUGGGUGAUCUCUU